AUGGAAUAUCUUCUACUUUACGCUGCUCUGGCGGCAUUGGCCUCCUCCAUCCUCUACAGCGUGCAUAUAGUCAUCUAUCGUUUGUAUGCUCAUCCAUUAGCCGGAUUCCCCGGUCCCAAGCUUGCCGCAGCUACUUUCCUCUAUGAGUUCUACUACGACGUCGUUAAGAGUGGAAUGUAUAUCUGGGAAAUCGAGCGCAUGCACCAGCAGUACGGCCCAAUCAUCCGAAUCAGUCCUCAAGAACUGCAUAUCAAAGACCCCUACUAUUACGAAGAAAUCCACGCUCCAGGAUCGCGCAAACGUGCCAAAGAUCCAAAGUACGCCAUCGCGUUCGGCGCCCCCCACUCUCUCGUCGGAACAGUCGACCAUGACCACCACCGUUUGCGCCGCAGCUUCGUCGCAAACUACUUCUCCAAACGCUCGGUUAUGGAUCUUACUCCCAUGAUCAACGAAAAGGUCGACAAACUAAUCGCCCGCUUCGAAGAUGCCUACCACCAGGAUACAGUCCUCCAUCUAAUGCUGGACUUCGCCGCUCUGACCGCCGACGUAAUCACCUACUACUCCUUCGGCUGGAGCCACGGAUACCUGGAUGAUGUGAAUAGCUCGAGCAGCAAUGACUUUGUCGACGCCGUGAACGGUCUGAUGUCCAUGUUCCAUAUCAACCGCUUCUUCCCCAUUCUCAUUACCAUCUUUCGUGCAGCCCCGCCGAAGAUGGUGGGCUGGCUGCAGCCGCAAAUGGCAGAUUUGUUUAACUUUAAAGCUAAGCUUCGUCAACAGGCUAGUGAGACCUUGAAGAAGAUGGAGAAUCAUGCGGAUAUCAAGGACCAGGGGUCAAUUUUUGAUGCUCUGGUUAGUCCGCAUGUGCCGCCUGAGGAGAAAACUCUGGACAGAUUGGAGGAUGAGUCUGCUUUGCUGUUGGGUGCUGGCACGGAGACCACGGCGCGCGCUAUUUCGCUCUCGAUGUUCCAUCUUAUUAACAAUAGAAAUAUGGCAAUUAAACUGCGUGCUGAACUGAGGACUGUACUGAAGACGCCUACUUCUAAGGCUUCGUGGACUCAGCUUGAGAAGCUUCCUUAUCUGACGGGUGUCGUCAACGAGGGUCUCCGCCUGAGUCACGGCAUGACCGCACGUCUGGGUCGCGUUUCACCGAACGACCCGAUGCUCUACAAAGACUGGGUUAUCCCCGCGGGGACCCCAGUUAGCCAGUCCAACUACUUCGUGCACAUGGACUCAACCCUAUUCCCCGAGCCCGAAAAAUUUGACCCCGAGCGAUGGGUCCGCGCCACAGAGAAUGGCGAAUACCUUAGCCGAUUUAUCGUCGCGUUCACCAAGGGCAGCAGACAGUGUCUAGGGAUGAACCUCGCAUACGCAGAGAUCUACAUGUCCCUGGCCCACAUCAACCGCCGCUUCGACUUCGUCCUCCAUGAGACCACGAUGGACAACAUCGCCGUCUACCGCGAGCUCGGAAUCGGAUAUCCGAAGGAAGGUUGCUUCAGUAUCAAUGCUAAAGUUGACGCUAUUAUCGAGAAGUGA
This is a messenger RNA of Penicillium atrosanguineum, 1533 nucleotides long. Its product is annotated as cytochrome P450. The record is from RefSeq and is a predicted model, not a curated record. The transcript is spliced from 5 exons. Gene Ontology annotation, molecular function: iron ion binding; oxidoreductase activity, acting on paired donors, with incorporation or reduction of molecular oxygen; monooxygenase activity. Lineage: Eukaryota; Fungi; Ascomycota; Eurotiomycetes; Eurotiales; Aspergillaceae. The coding region runs from base 1 to 1533 and encodes 510 amino acids.